AUGUCUGAUUUACCAUACUACUGCCAUAUAUGCGAUGUGGUUGUUUACAUUGAAGACAGAGUGCAGUGUCCCCGGUGCAGAGAAUCCUUCUUAGAGCUGCACACUGAGGAUGUGGAUGAAGAAACAGACGAGAUAGUUAAUUCUGGGGGCACGUGCAUAGGAGGAUUCCUGAGCCUAAGCUUCUUUAGAUGCGCACCGCAGCAGCCCCUAAGGCCAGAAAAGAAAAGAACAAUUACAUCAGACAGAAGAAACUAUGCAAUAGGCCCUGAAAUAGACGACAUAAUUACAAGGCUACGAGAUGAAAGGGGCAUAGACGAGUGCCCUGCUUCAGAAAAUCAGAAGUCCUCGCUAGUGCUAGAAUACCUUCCAACCUCAGAUGUGUGCACAAUAUGCUUCUGUCCAUUUGAGGAGAAGAAGAAGGGAUGUAAGUAUCCUUGCAGCCACUAUUUCCACCAGGAGUGCUCUGAUGCCUGGCUCAAGCUGCAGUCAGACUGCCCAGUUUGCAGAAAGUCUCUAUGA
Nematocida ausubeli is the source of this 519-nucleotide messenger RNA. RefSeq lists its product as uncharacterized. Lineage: Eukaryota; Fungi; Microsporidia. The transcript has a single exon. The record is from RefSeq and is a predicted model, not a curated record. The coding region runs from base 1 to 519 and encodes 172 amino acids.